UUAACCCACUGAGCCACCCAGGUGCCCCUGCCUCUGCAUUUUGUGUACUAGUCAGGACUGCAGCAACCCUGGGUACCCAAAGAGUCACUGCUACAUCAGGUUCAUCUGAUUCCACCAGUGGCUUGAAAGUGGAUUCAUGAGGUGAUGGAAGACUUGGGUUGUGGGUUGUUACUGCCCACCCAUGGGACCAGACUCACUGGCCUGUCCCCCUGUGCUAUCUAUCACCUUCCUGCCGCCCCCAACAUCCGGCCAACGUCAGGCUUGGUGUUCAUCCUGGAGGGACCUGUCUCAGGGGCGGGCCAGGCAGUCAGACAAGUCUGACAGGUACCUUGGGAACCUGGGAUCUGGAGGGAGUGGUACCAAGGCAGUACCUUCUGCAGGGAGGGGCACCUAGUAUGCAGCUGCUGGUAGGCAAAGUACUGGGGUCAGAACUGGCAGAGACGUGCCAGGCAGAGGAAGGUGGCACCCAACAGGUAGGAAGAGCCCAAAGGCCCACUGGGGUCUGUCGUCGGGAAUCUCUGGCACCUGCUCUGGGUUUCUGUCAUUUCUCUGUGUUGCUGGGCUCCAAUCCUGAGGCUUGCGUGUCCUCUUUUCCUCAUCUGCCCCUCCUGGGAUCUGGUAUGGACCCCCCCAGAAUCGAACUAGUUCUUAGAGGUCCCCAUCUUUUGUUCCUCUCCAUGUUGGAGCCUCCCCAUUGCUUGUCUGGGGUCCUGCCUGGUGAUGAGUCCUCAGCUGUCAUCUCUGCCUCUUCCCCACCUAAGUCAAGCUUAGGACCUACCAUGCCCCCUGGGUCUGUCCCUGUCCCCCAGUCCUUUCCUCCCAUCUCUUGCUCCCUCCCUCCUCCAGUCUUGAUGCUUCUUCAACUCCCUACCUGGACACCCUUUUCCUUUGCUUCUACCCUGUGAGUCGCCUACCAUUCUAGCCUCUGCUCCUUGGCUCUACACCCCCCUUCUUUGCUUCUGUACUCCAGAGUGCAGCUCCUGACCCCCGCAGACCCUCCUCCGCUCUUCCACCGCCUGCGUUCCUGGCUGACGGGCCUCUCCCCUCAGGUCCCGUCCAGAUGCCCUGCCCUCGGCUGCCCUGGCUCCGCCGCUCCCGGGCCCCUCAGGGCUCAGGCCCCAGCUCCCAGAGCUCACUCUCUGCGCCCCGCUCACCCGGCGGGGAGGAAGGCCAAGACGACGACGGCGAGGAGGAGGAAGGGGACGGCAGCCCCGGCUUGGGCCCCAUCCUGACCCCCGCGUCCCCUGUGGAGUGUCUCAUUUGCGUGUCACCCUUCGACGGCGUCUUCAAGCUGCCCAAGCGCCUGGACUGCGGCCACGUCUUCUGCCUCGAGUGCCUGGCUCGCCUGUCCCUGGCCACGGCGGGGGGCGGCGACGCGGUGGCCUGUCCGGUGUGCCGCGCGCCCACGCGCCUGGCCCCGCGCCGAGGGCUGCCCGCGCUGCCCACACAACCGGGCCUGCUGCCCCGCGACGCGCGCGCGCCCCUGCCGCGCCAGGGCUCGGUGCGCUUCGACCGUCGCCGCGGCCUGCUGUACUUGCGGCCGCCGCCGCCGCCGCCGCCCGGGCCGCGCAAGUCCCGCGCCGCGCGCCAAUUGCCUUCC
Messenger RNA from Enhydra lutris kenyoni (northern sea otter), 1600 nucleotides. Its product is annotated as ring finger protein 225. The annotation marks the transcript as partial. NCBI's taxonomy places the organism in Eukaryota, Metazoa, Chordata, Mammalia, Carnivora, Mustelidae. The transcript has a single exon. Gene Ontology annotation, molecular function: ubiquitin protein ligase activity. Gene Ontology annotation, biological process: protein ubiquitination. The record is from RefSeq and is a predicted model, not a curated record.